AUGAAAACUGAAAUCGAUCGAUUAAAAAUAACAUUAACAUCAAAUGGCUACCCACCGCAUAUUAUCAAACGUGGCAUUAGAGAAGGUGGUAUAAUCACUAAGCGUAUUUUACAGCAGCCACAACAGAAAACAGUAAAAACAGUAUUCUUUGUAUUACCAUAUUAUGGCCAAGAAACAUUUAUAUUUUCACAACGUAUUAAAAAGAUUUGUCGUAAGCUACUGCCUCACCUGACACUAAACUUUGCGUUUCGGAAACACUCAACAAUAAAAAGCGUAUUUUUGUCUUUGCAAAAAGGGCAAGAUCCGGAAAAAAGAAUGAAAAAGUUAGUUUAUAAAAUCAAUUGUAAAAACUGUGAUAAACAUUAUUUUAGCGAAACUGGACGAACACGUAGUAAACGUAUGACCGAUCAUAAACGAGCAAUCAGGAACAAUGAUGAAAGUUCGAAGCUAGCUAAACAUGUAUACGCCAAUAAUCACACAGUAGAUAUUGAUAAAGUAGAAACAAUGUCUCUGGAAACUAGCUGGAGACGACGUAUAAUAAAAGAAAGUUUGUAUACACAUAACAGUGCGGAAAAAGCAUUUAAUGACACUAAACAUCAACUUCGAGUUUUCGGAUGA
Molecule: messenger RNA, 618 nt
Organism: Didymodactylos carnosus
Lineage: Eukaryota; Metazoa; Rotifera; Eurotatoria; Philodinida; Philodinidae
Source: the annotation of a GenBank genome assembly